AAAACAACAGUUGUAAUUCCUUCGUACAAAAUGGCGAACGUUCAACAGCGUCGCAGGAAAAACUUAUUAAACGACCAUUUGCUGGACAAUCUGCGUGAAUAUUAUCGAAAACACGUCUUGAACGAAGAGCCGACUGACGAUGGACAUUUGGUUACCUACGAAUCGCGUCAAGUGUUGAAAGCUAUGGCGGCGUGCAACUGGGAUAUCUGGGCGUAUUUGGAGCGCCAACAAACACCCCCAUGCAACAAAUGCGCGGCUUGCAGAAGGUACGCGGAUGAUGUGGAUUUUGUUGAUGACUCUUGCCUUGAUAAUUCCGUUGACACGACCAACGACAAUUCGGAAGAGUCCGAAGAUUCCGACGAGGACAUUGGAGAGGAGAAAAAAUUACCUUUUACAGUGAAAAUACGUUGGGACGAUUACAAAAACGCGACUAAUGACUUGAAGAUUUACUUCACUAAUUCGUUUAGGAAACCAGAUGCGAGGAAAAAUCUUUGGGGGAUGAAGUUAAAUGGCAAAAAGAAGCAAAAUCUAAAUGCCGAACAGAAGGUUAUGAUGGAUAUUAUUGAAUGUGUUUCGACUAAAUUCUUCGUCAGUUUUCAAUCGGUGCGAAGAGUCCUUGAUUCUUGUUUGUUGACUUGUUACAAAUGUUAUAAUUGUUAAUUAAUUUUUGUAUAGUAUCUGGAUACUAUGUAUGUACACGUACUAGGAAUUGUAUGUAUGUUUUUUAGACUAAUAUAAUAUUUACUUAAUAAACCAAUACAAUUACAA
Messenger RNA from Aethina tumida (small hive beetle), 768 nucleotides. RefSeq lists its product as uncharacterized. The record is from RefSeq and is a predicted model, not a curated record. The coding region runs from base 31 to 660 and encodes 209 amino acids. The transcript has 2 exons. Lineage: Eukaryota; Metazoa; Arthropoda; Insecta; Coleoptera; Nitidulidae.